AUGCAAUUUGAAUUUGCUUACGAAAACUUAUUUUUCGAAAACUUAUUACGAAAACUUAUUUUUCGUCGAAAUGAAACUCUUCCAAGUGCAGGAAAGCUUUGCUUAUGGCAGUUCUCUUGGAUUAUACCUUAUUUACUGCUAACGAAUUAUCUGGAACGAAAUCUGUUCCCAUUGCGCUUAUUAUGUUACACGCAACGUGAAUUACUUAAUGUGCCGCACGGUGAAAAGAUUGAUUUGAGCUCAUGUCGGCAAGAAUUUUUUCUAUCAUCAGGACAGAAAUUUAAUGAGAGAAACAAAUGCUUAUAUGAGGAACCUUUUCGAGUUCUUGUCACUCCAAGGAUUUCACGUGAUGUAGAGAGAGUGAGCGUGGUCCGCAGUGCACCAUCGGCGCAUGAAUAUCGUAAUUAUAUUCGAGAAACGUGGAAAUCCGAUAUGGAACCAGAUAUUCCUGUUAUUUUUGUCCUUGGUACUGAUGGCUAUAAUCCGAAAGAAGAAGGCGCAAUUCAUCAGGACAUCAUGCAGUUCGAUUUCGUCGAUUCAUAUUUAAAUCUUACACUUAAAGUAACUUUAGCAUACAAGUAUUUUUUCGAAAACUUUCCUCAUUUAGAAGAAAUUGUUAUGAUUAAUGACGACACUAUCGUAAACGCUACGGCUAUAAGAAAGAUAAAUCGUAUGAAAGGCGCAUCAUUAUACGGGAAAGUAUCACGCGGCUAUCCGAGAUUAUUUCUGAGUUCGCUAAUAUGGUAUAUACCAUAUGAAAUGUAUCCGAAGUUGUGUUAUCCUCCAUUCGUACAGGGUUCAGGCUUUAUUGUAACACGUAAGGCAGCGCAGCGUAUAGUGGAUGGCAUUUGUUCAUUUCCACGAUUUAAUCUCGAUGACGUCUUUAUGGGUAUUCUGGCCAGAUGUCUGAGUAUCAAUAUGAAACAUUCGAAUGGCUUUGACGAAUAUGAUUCUAAUAAUGGUUUUAUCAUUUUUCAUUACCAGUGGUCACGGUAUUCGGUAGCACAGUUGAAUUUUUUGUAUCAAAAGACACUUCGGGAUUCCUAG
This is a messenger RNA of Loa loa (African eye worm), 1047 nucleotides long. Its product is annotated as galactosyltransferase. The transcript has 4 exons. Gene Ontology annotation, molecular function: hexosyltransferase activity; UDP-glycosyltransferase activity. Gene Ontology annotation, cellular component: membrane. NCBI's taxonomy places the organism in Eukaryota, Metazoa, Nematoda, Chromadorea, Rhabditida, Onchocercidae. Bases 1 to 1047 code for a protein of 348 amino acids. The record is from RefSeq and is a predicted model, not a curated record.